ACAAACGAGUUCUACGUACCGUACGGUACUGUAAUACCCUGCACAAUUCAAUUUCAAGCACACGUUCAUAGCAGAGCUGAGCAGAAUGUCUAAGAAAGUCAAAGGAUUAAUGGAGCGCCUUAGGGCGGGUGAGAAGGUCAUUUGCGCUGAGGGAUACAUAUUUCUAUUUGAGAGGAGAUGUUACGUAAGAGCUGGACCGUUCGUUCCCGAGGUCGUUCUUGAUCACCCUGAGCUCGUCAAGCAAACCCAUGAGGAGUUCGUCAAUGCAGGCAGCGAUGUCGUCAUGGCUUUCACGUAUUAUGCGCAUCGUGAGAAGCUUGCUCUUAUUGAUCGAGAAAAAGAUAUUGAGAAGAUGAACCGUACUGCUCUUCGAAUCGCCAGAGAGGUAGCUGACAAGACUGGUACCUUGGUCGCUGGUGAUAUCUGUAAUACCAAUGCUUUCGAUCCAAAGGAUCCUACUUGCAGAGAGAAAGUUAAAAACAUGUUCAAAGAGCAAAUAUUAUGGGCUGUCGAGGAAGGGGCUGACUUCAUCGUAGCAGAGACUUUCGGUAUCUUUGAGGAAGCUAUGAUUGCUCUCAAGGCCAUAAAAGAAUUUGGAAGCGGUCUCCCUGCCGUCAUCACCCUGUCUGCUUGUCAGACGGAGCCAGUCUCAUUAGAUGGAGUCGAUCUUAUGGAAUGUUUCAGACAGCUGGAGGCUGCUGGAGCAGAUGUGAUGGGUUUGAACUGUGCCAGAGGACCUGCCACCAUGUUGCCACUCCUAGAGAAGAUCAAAAGCGCUGGUUUUAAGACUCCCAUUGCAGCUGUACCUGUGACAUACCGAACAACAGAAAAAAUGCCGUUUUUCUUUGGACUUUUAGACCCCGUAACAGGUGAGAAGUCGUUCCCUCUCAACCUCGACUGCUAUUUCAAUACUCGAAAUGACAUCUCUAAGUUCGGUCGACGCUGCGAUGAACUCGGUAUCAACUACGUUGGUCUUUGCUGCGGUAACUCACCACAUCUAACCCGCAGUUUAGCCGAAUCACUCGGCCGCGUCACUCCGUCGUCGAAGUUCUCCCCUGACAUGACUCUUCAUUGUAUAUACGGCACCGAUGAUCGUGUCAAUACCUAUUUAAGAAAAGAUGUUAAGGCCUCUUUUACCAGCGAAGACGAAUGAGGUAAAGCCGUCCAGGCGGGGGAGGGGGGCACUUGAGAUUUCAAAACGAACGAAUAGAUCAAAACCUCAUGUAAUGGUAUAGAUCAAAAGUACCAUUAAGAAAUGCUACCAUCAAUUUAAAAAAAGAUAAUUACCUAAAAAUUUUCUCAAGAAGGCGGUGCGAAAUCAGCGUUCGAGACCGUUCGUAGGAUCGCAACUUGGACGAUGGUCUUGUCCAAGAUUUUUUUAACGUCAAUAACAUAUAUUUUAACAAUUCUAGAAGCCUUAAAUUCUUACGAUGAUUGUAAGAAUGCUUUGAGUUGUUCAUAGAGGGCUCUGACGCAUUUGUUAACCGACCUUCGAAGGGAGAUUUGUAUGGCUCUCUUACGGUCGACUCUUUGCGUACUAUGUAAGGCGUUCGCAAGGUACUCGUAAGGCGUAGGCAAACAAUAAUUAUGCAACUGUUGAGUAUAAUCUUCGACCAUUUUGCGAGAAAUCGUCAGAUAGCCGUAAGCCUUUCGAAAGAAUAACUCAAGGCAUUCUUUCGAAAAACGUAUGAGUUCUAUGGCUAUUGUUUAACCGAGAAUCGUUUCGAGUUUCAAGAAUGUCUUGAGUGGUUCUUGAAAAGGCCGUAAGAAUCUAUGCCCCAUCUACGAAUCUCAACGAACUUCAGAAUUCAUACGAACAGUGAGUUUCGUACGAAAACAUGCAUCGUCCGUAUCGUAACCUAUGUGACCGUAUUUUAGGUCCUCAUACAAGAACAUUCAUUUAAAAUCUGUGUUUGAGGUGUUUUAAUACGAUGAUGGCAAAAUCGGGAUGAGUUUUCAGGGAUGCACUUAGUAGGUGCCUGUAUUGGUAACUUGAAUGUUCUUCGUGGAAAUCACUUACGUUGUUCUUUCCAAGGGCAGUCAAAGGGCAAUUCCAUAAAAUGUGUACGUCCGAGAUACAAUCCCUUGUUUGUUUUUAAUCCAUAUGAAAAGUUACAAAGCUUUAAAGGCAUUAUCACAGUUCAUGAAAUGAAAUUGGAAGGAGAUAAAAGGAAGCUCAUUUCAAAAAGGGGGUUUAAUAUUAUACUGAAUUGCCCCAAGGAAUUAUGUGAAGUUGCUACAUACACCCUGAUUCUUUGUAGUGAUGCCAUAAACCACUCAUCUAUUCAUCUUUUGUUUAAUAUUAUCUUUCUAUUUACCUUACUAUCUAUCUAUACCACAUUAUCUCACUCUUUUACAUUCAUUCCACUCUAUCUUGAUACACACAAUGUAUCUUUCUUGAGUCUAUAGGUCACACAGUAUCUAUAUUUAUAUAUUGAUAUAAUUGACCUUACUUUAUUUCUACAUAGUCCCAAAGAUAUAAGACCCCCUCCUUCAACCUUGAAUGUUGGUAUGUGUACCUUUCCCUGAUACCAACUCACAAUUCUUCCUUGUAUGAGCAAUCAGCAAAAUGAUAAUUCCUUCUUCCAAAACACUUCCAUCGUCAAUGAAGGGCUACAUUUUGUUUAUUAAAUAACCCUUUACGAAUAAAUUCAUGACCAUGAGACCUCAACAAAAUAUACCUAAAACCUGAUUAAGUAUUUUGCACAAAUUUAUACCGCUCAAGAUUACACCCUCUUUUGGAUUUCAAAGUCAUACGAUAUUGUUAGAUAAAAAGACACCUAAUCAUCAAUAACUAAAGAAAAUUGAAAAUAUGAAAUAUUCUUUGUUGAUUAGUGAAAUAUAAAAGAAUACUACUAGUAGUAUAGUUGUCCACUAAAUAGCCAGAUCAGUGGGCAUUAAAUGUUUGUAAUGCUUUUUAUUACUGAAAAUUAUAUGUAUUUCAUCUGGAAUGUUAUUUUAUUCAUCUGUGAAAUUCAUUGAUUAUGUAUGUAUAUUUGAGAACUGUCAUAUUUGUAUGACAAUUGCCGUUCUUGCAUAGAUAUUUCUAUAAAUAAUUUUGAUACUUCUAUCUGCAAGAAAACACGAACCAU
Messenger RNA from Lytechinus variegatus (green sea urchin), 3092 nucleotides. Its product is annotated as betaine--homocysteine S-methyltransferase 1-like. Gene Ontology annotation, molecular function: methyltransferase activity; zinc ion binding. The transcript has 7 exons. Bases 86 to 1153 code for a protein of 355 amino acids. Lineage: Eukaryota; Metazoa; Echinodermata; Echinoidea; Temnopleuroida; Toxopneustidae. The record is from RefSeq and is a predicted model, not a curated record.